Molecule: messenger RNA, 1401 nt
Organism: Plodia interpunctella (Indianmeal moth)
Lineage: Eukaryota; Metazoa; Arthropoda; Insecta; Lepidoptera; Pyralidae
Exons: 7
Coding region: 103-969 (288 amino acids)
Source: RefSeq, a predicted model, not a curated record
UGUGCCAAAUACAGAUAAUUAAUGAGUAAACAUGUAUUGAUAUAAUUAGCUUUCCGCCCACUUAGUCUUGAUGCUUCGUUGGUGAAACCGGCUACAGCCAUCAUGAUAUCGAAGACAUUUAUAUUGUUUGCUGUUCUGGCUGCAGCUCCAGUUUUUGGCGACUGGGUGGGCGGCCUACGAGUGAGGUUCGGCGUCGGUUUCUCCGGCUACUUCAUGUCGAAGCCGCGUAGCAUCGCUGAGGCCAAGACCAGCAGAUGGCAGCAGGUCGCCCGACCUGAGGGUCCACUGGCCUCCCUCAUCAUGUACUGCCCCGCCGACUACAUCUUCUGCGUACUGUUUGAUGAUACUGAGUAUAUCGCUGGACUGCAGAUUGCUAUACCUAAAGACAAAUUCACAGACAACGCACUCGACUGGGAAGUCCAGGGCUUCACCAGCUGGACUCCAGCCAACACCAACUCCUCCUUCUGGACUAUCCAGCAGUACUUCGUUGACGAAGAGAUCCUCGGUAAAAGUGUGUCGGAGCGUCUGGCAGCUCGUGACAGGUCCAAGACCAUCCCGCACGGCAAGGUCUGGGUCACUGGGGUCAACAAAGAGCUCCUGGAAAUCUCCACCAAGAAGACCGAUAUCGAGAACAGUAUCUUCACUGAACAAGCAUGCAUUCCUCUCAUGGGUCGUCACUACUACUACAACAUGACGACAGAGACGCAGUGCACCUCCGCUGGCAUGUACCCCUGGUUCCCGCUGGUCGCCUCGGGAGAGCUCAUCGGAAUGGGCUUCGUGUCCGUCGGAAAACUUCCCGAAAGCUCGCUGGAGACAGACUACUUCGAGAGGCCUGAAAGGGCAGCUAUAGAGAUGAUCGUGCCGCGCGGCCCCUCGUGCCUGUACCAGUUGGGUGAUUCCCCGGGCCUCCUCACUAUGCACAUCUACUAUAUCCACAACCCGUUGCUCCUCACUUGUAUCUUCCAAUAACUCGAUUAUUAAAUACUCUGAUAAAACUCUUAUUAACGACAAGAGGAAACAAUGCAGAAUAUACCAACAGAAUUAAAGUAACCUUGACAUUGGUUAUUUUAAUGAAGUUAUAAUUGUAAUAUAUUUUUCUUUGUCUAUGACUGUAAUGUUCUUGAAUGGAACAUAAUAUUUAUACAGGAGCUAAAGUCAUUCAUUAAAAUAGAUUUUGCCAUAAAUAUUCAUCCGGUCCGCGUCUUUGUUUUAAACCUUUCAUCAGUGAAGUAGUAUUAUGUAUUAGGGUGAGUUGCACCGUCAACUUCGACGUUGACUUUAACGUGGGCGCCGCUGUCGUUUAGACAAAAACUGUUCCUUUGGGUUUUUUUGCGUGUUAAAGUUAACGUCAAAGUUGACGGUGCAACCCACCCACAUUAGUAAUAAAAUUUAUUAACUACA